Messenger RNA from Rhipicephalus microplus (southern cattle tick), 987 nucleotides. RefSeq names its product microtubule-associated tumor suppressor 1 homolog A-like. Lineage: Eukaryota; Metazoa; Arthropoda; Arachnida; Ixodida; Ixodidae. The record is from RefSeq and is a predicted model, not a curated record.
AUGACAAGGGUGAACUCCCAAAGUCCCGGAACAGGUCCUCCCAGCAAGGUCGGAGAGACGCGAAUCCAGGCCCAGAUCAAAGCCGAAUUCACCAAGGAGAUCCUGCGACUGGGUGCGCUGUGCGAGUCCAGAACCAAGGAGCUCACCAUGCUCAAGUUGCAGCUCAGGCAUGCCUCGGCCGGAUUCGCCUCUUUCGCUGUUGUCGUCCAACACCUACAUGCGCAGGUGUUGCAGAACAACUCGUUUCGUAUUCCAAAGCUGUCUGAGGAAUCGUGGAAAUCGCAAGACGAGAUUGAGAAGGCUCGCAUUGCUAUUGAGGUGUACAAAAACAAGAUAGAGGAGCUCAAGCAGAGCCAUGAAAAGAAAAUAAACUCAUUAAGAAAAGAGUUGGAAGCGUCACACAAAAAGAGGACGAAAGAGUUGAAGGAAGCCCACCAGAAUGAACUGACUGGGUACUUGGAGGCUCACACACGGAAGCUUGAAAAAAUGAAGGCCUUUUACGCGGAUGCACUCGAUAACAGUCGCAAAAACAGUAAUGAAACCUUGGACGCUAUGAAACAGAGGCAAAGAGAAAACAUUGAUGCGAUCAAUGAGGAGUAUUCAUUGCAAACGGACUCCAUCAAUGAGGACCACCAAGCACGGCAAAAAGAACUUCAGCAGAGGUACGAAGCCCUUCAACAACAAUACAAGCAAUUGCAGCAACAGGCCAGGGAGUUCCAGGAGUCCGUACUCUCAGACACAGACGCCAAGAUCCAGUGGCUUUCUAAGAAAAAUGCAGACCUACAGAAGCAAGUGGAAAGCUUGAAUGUUGUUCUUGAGAUGCGUGCCAAUCAGAUGCAGAACUUGCAACAUGCCAAGUUAGAACUGGAACAAAAGAAGGAAGAAUUAGACCGGUGCAAAGUAAAAAUGCAGAAGAUGGGGGCACGCAUUGAAGACCUUCAGGAACUGCUCAAUGAGCAGUUUUGUGGAACAGAAGAGGAACAAUAG